GAAGAGUUGUACCUUCCACAUUCAGGCUAAGCAAAAAUGGGCAGUUCACAUUCAACCCACAAGAGCCACCAUCAUGGCUUUGAUGCAGAGAGAGAUGCCAAGAAAAUACACAGUGCCUGCAAAGGAGCAGGAACCAAUGAAAAAAAAAUUAUUGAAGUCUUAUCAAGUAGAACAUCAGAGCAGAGACAACAAAUAAAACAGAAGUACAAGGAUUUGUAUAGCAAGGAGAUGGAAGAGGACCUGAAAGGAGACCUGAGUGGGAAUUUUGGAAAGGCUGUGCUGGCUUUGCUGGACUUGCCCUGCGAGUACGAGGCCCGAGAGCUUCGGAAGGCGAUGAAGGGCGCUGGGACAGAUGAGUCGCUGCUGAUUGAGAUUCUCUGCACACGGAACAAUAAGGAAAUUGUAAACAUAAAGGAGGCCUACAAACGUAUGUUUGAUAAGGAUCUAGAGUCUGAUGUUAAAAGUGAAACCAGUGGCUCCCUACGGAAGAUAUUAGUCAUGGUGCUAGAGGCAGCCCGAGACGAGACCCAACAGGUCAAUGCAGAGCUUGCUGAGCAAGACGCCUCAGAUCUGUAUAAAGCAGGAGAAGGCCGUUGGGGAACAGAGGAGCUGGCUUUCAAUGUGGUUCUAGCAAAGAGAAGCUAUAGCCAGCUGAGAGCUACAUUUCAAGCCUAUGAAAAGGUAUGUGGGAAGGACAUAGAAGAGUCCAUUAAAAGUGAAACAUCUGGAGAUCUGGAGAAGGCUUAUCUGACUCUAGUCAGUUGUGCCAAAGAUUGCCCAGGUUACUUUGCCACACUUUUGCACAAGUCGAUGAAAGGAGCUGGGACUGAUGAAGAGACCUUGAUUCGCAUCCUUGUGACAAGGGCUGAGAGUGACCUGCCAGCAAUAAAGGAGAAGUUCCAGCAAAUGUACAAGAAGCCGUUAGCUGAAGCUGUCCGAUCUGACACCUCUGGGGACUUCAGACAAUUGCUGCUGGCAAUUUUGCACUAA
Lonchura striata (white-rumped munia) is the source of this 990-nucleotide messenger RNA. The record is from RefSeq and is a predicted model, not a curated record. Lineage: Eukaryota; Metazoa; Chordata; Aves; Passeriformes; Estrildidae.